This is a messenger RNA of Chrysoperla carnea, 1134 nucleotides long. RefSeq names its product UPF0430 protein CG31712 (gene Arglu1). The transcript has 4 exons. NCBI's taxonomy places the organism in Eukaryota, Metazoa, Arthropoda, Insecta, Neuroptera, Chrysopidae. Gene Ontology annotation, molecular function: cadherin binding. The record is from RefSeq and is a predicted model, not a curated record. Gene Ontology annotation, cellular component: mitochondrion; nucleoplasm. Bases 144 to 914 code for a protein of 256 amino acids.
AAUGUCAACUUGUUUUUUCCUCCACGAAAUGGUUUCGAUUUUAUUCAAAAUGUGUUAAUAAUUAAGUAUGUUAUAAAAGUGUACAAUUAUACAUUUUAAUUUGUAAAUAUUUUUAAUUUAUUAUAUAAGUAAAAUAUUAUAAAAUGGGACACUCAAGAUCGCGUAGUAAAUCACCUAGAAAAAGUCAUAAAAGUAAACAUUCGCGAAAACGGAGUAAAUCAAGAGAUAGAUCAGAUCGAUCACAUUCACAUAGUAGAAGGUCGAAAUCUAUAGGUGAUAAAAAUAAAGAACGGAGUAUCAAAUCAAGAAAACGAUCUCAUUCAAUAUCAUCGACUAGUAGCACAGAUGGAUCAACAGAAACGCCUAGAAGACAUAAAAAGUCUAGGUCACAUCGAAAAAUGGACGAGGUUGAACGAUUAGCAGAAAUGGAACGUCAACGAAGACAACGUGAGGCUGAACAACGAUUAGUCGAGGAAGAAACAGCAAAAAGAAUUGAGGAACUUGUUAAUAAACGUGUUGAAGAAGAAUUAGAAAAACGUCGUGAUGAAAUUGAACGAGAAGUUGCAAAGCGUGUCGAAGAAGCGAAAGAAAUAAUGGAAAAACAAAUGAUGGCUGAAAUGGAACGACGUCGACAAAAGCAACUAGAAGAAGAAAAGAAACGUGAGGAAGAGGAAAAACGAAAACGGGAAGAAUUAGAACAAAUCAUGGCUGAAAACAACCGUAAAAUUGAAGAAGCCCAAAAAAAAUUGGCGGAAGAAAGGCUGGCAAUGGUUGAAGAACAACGAAAAAUAGAUGAAGAACGUCAAAAAUUGAAAAAAGAACAGGAGAAACGUGUGAAAGAAGAACAAAAGAAAAUAUUAGGAAAAAAUAAUUCACGACCAAAGUUAUCAUUCUCUUUAAAACCUGUUAUUUAAAAAAAUUUAAAUAAUCAUGUUUUAUAUUUUGAUAGGUAUUUAAAUAAAAUUAUGGAUGAACAUUUGAAUGUUUAAAGAUAAUCGUAUAUGAUCGAUUCUAUUAAUAUAUGUUCUAAUUUUAAAUCUAUGCACAAAUUAAUGAUAAAAACAAUAUAAAAUAAUUGUGUUUAAUUAUAAACCGAUGGGUGAUUAAAUUUGAGUGGCUUGAGUGCGAUAAAAA